Rattus rattus (black rat) is the source of this 3025-nucleotide messenger RNA. RefSeq names its product shisa family member 7 (gene Shisa7). Lineage: Eukaryota; Metazoa; Chordata; Mammalia; Rodentia; Muridae. Gene Ontology annotation, biological process: regulation of AMPA receptor activity; regulation of short-term neuronal synaptic plasticity. The record is from RefSeq and is a predicted model, not a curated record. The transcript has 6 exons. Gene Ontology annotation, cellular component: dendritic spine membrane; postsynaptic membrane; AMPA glutamate receptor complex. The coding region runs from base 646 to 2328 and encodes 560 amino acids.
UCUGUGUCUCUCUGCCUGUCUUUGUCUACUUUUCAUCACUACCCAUCCUUCCGGUACCACCUUCUGUGGGUUUGUAUCUCUUUCCUGGCUGAUUAUCUCUGUCUUCCUGUUUGCGUCUGCAUUCCCCUUUUCCUGGAUCCUGUUCCUCUGUCCCUUUCUCGCUUCUCCGCUUCUCCGGCACCCUCACCACGCCUCCCCCCACCUGCUGCUGUUCUCUGCAAGGACCCUCGGGAGGCAUUCAGAUCCACCCAGCCCAGCCCACUUCUGACAUCCUAGCCAGCAUUCUCCAUCCCCAGCUGGCAGGAAUGGGAUAGGACUUGUUGGGGGCUUCCUUUGCCGAGCCUGGCUCCUUUUCUUUGUAACCACCUUGUGUCACUCAAGUCCUGAACUGGAUUUGAGAACCAAGCAAGGUGCAACCAAAGGAAGAACCGGGGUUUUGGGCCUCCUUUCCCACCCACCCCCUCUGGCUGUGGAGGAGGACAUUGCCUUUCCUCCCUUCGUAAAAACUUCUGUACGCCCCUCCUCCGUCCCCGCUAAUUCUUUCUUUUCUCCUGCUGAGCCCUUCUCUCGUCGCUCCCUUUGCCCUCCCCUCCCACCGCUGCAAUUCGGCUCCGGGAUCCGCAGCCUGGCGUCCCGGUGUGCACCAUGCCGGCCCUGCUGUUGAUCGGGACCUUCGCGCUGCUAGCUUCCACCGCGGGCCCGGUGGGGGCGCGCCCAUCCAACGACACAAGCGCCGUGGCCCCGGGCCCGCUGCCCGCGCUACUCGCGCACCUGCGGCGCCUGACCGGGGCUCUGGCGGGCGGCGGGAGCGCAGCGGGCGCCAACGCCAACGCCAACGCCACCAAGACCAGCCCCGCGGGUGGCACGGGUGCAGCGGCACGGGCGCCCCCUCCGGCCGAGCUCUGCCAUGGCUACUACGAUGUCAUGGGCCAGUACGACGCCACCUUCAACUGCAGCACCGGCUCCUACCGCUUCUGCUGUGGCACCUGCCACUACCGUUUCUGCUGCGAGCACCGCCACAUGCGCCUGGCGCAGGCCUCCUGCUCCAACUACGACACGCCACGCUGGGCCACCACGCCCCCGCCGCUGGCUGGGGGCGCCGGGGGCGCUGGGGGUGCGGGUGGGGGGCCAGGGCCAGGCCAGGCAGGGUGGCUGGAAGGGGGCCGGGCCGGGGGCGCUGGGGGUCGUGGGGGAGAGGGCCCAGGGGGCAGCACAGCCUACGUGGUGUGCGGAGUCAUCAGUUUCGCUCUGGCGGUGGGCGUCGGUGCCAAAGUGGCCUUCAGCAAGGCGUCACGUGCGCCCAGGGCGCACCGGGAGAUCAACGUGCCCAGAGCUCUGGUGGAUAUUCUCAGGCAUCAAGCAGGACCUGCAACCCGCCCGGACCGGGCCAGAAGCAGUUCUCUGACCCCAGGGCUGGGAGGCCCAGAGAGCAUGGCCCCUAGGACGCCCAAGAACCUUUACAACACCAUGCAGCCCUCCAACCUUGAUAACCUGCACUACAACGUCAACAGUCCCAAGCACCGCGCCGCCACACUGGACUGGCGUGCUAUGCCACCACCCAGCCCUUCCCUGCACUACUCUACGCUGUCCUGCUCUCGAUCCUUCCACAACCUCUCUCAUCUUCCCCCAUCUUAUGAGGCGGCUGUGAAAUCAGAAUUGAAUCGAUACUCUUCCCUCAAGAGACUGGCUGAGAAAGAUCUGGAUGAAGCCUACCUGAAGCGCAGACAUCUAGAGAUGCCACGUGGAACACUGCCUUUGCAUGCACUCCGGCGGCCAGGCACUGGAGGUGGCUACCGCAUGGAUGGCUGGGGUGGCCCUGAGGAGCUGGGCCUGGCACCGGCACCCAACCCCCGGCGGGUUAUGUCCCAGGAGCACCUGCUGGGUGAUGGUGGCCGAGCUUCCCGCUAUGAGUUCACAUUGCCUCGAGCCCGUCUGGUGUCUCAAGAACACCUGCUGCUAUCCUCACCGGAGGCGCUUCGCCAGAGUCGCGAGCACCUGCUGUCACCCCCACGAAGUCCUGCACUGCCCCCAGAUCCCACCACCCGGGCCAGCCUGGCUGCCUCACACUCCAACCUGCUGCUGGGGCCUGGGGGCCCCCCCACACCCCUGCAUGGGUUGCCUCCAUCAGGCCUGCAUGCCCACCAUCACCAUGCCCUUCAUGGCUCUCCUCAGCCAGCCUGGAUGUCUGAUGCGGGCGGGGGUGGGGGCACACUGGCCCGCAGGCCACCCUUUCAGCGCCAGGGAACCCUGGAGCAGCUGCAGUUCAUUCCUGGGCACCACUUGCCCCAGCACCUGCGCACUGCCAGCAAGAACGAAGUGACUGUCUGAGGCCGGGUGAAGUGCUGGGGGCUGUGGCUUCCGAGGCCCCCUUCUUCCAGCCCAGAUCUCCAUCACAGGCUUAUCAUACACACCAAGGGUCUGAGACCAGAUGGGCCCUUGGACCGGAGACCACGCCUCCUUUUGGGAUGUUACAGUAGAUGAGAUCUCUCCUCCUACUUUGUCACUAUUUGAACCAAGGCCUCCCUCCCAUGAUGUCAUCCCAGAGGAAGGAGGCCUGUACAUGAGGUCAUUGCUAGCAAAUAUGUCUGUGUUUUAUGAUGUCAUUGCAGGGACUAAACCUCCUUCCUAUGAGGUCACCACAGAGGAAGAGCCCUGCCUAUGAGGUCAUCACUAGAGGUUACGUCGAUUUUGCAUGGCAUCACCACAGAGACUCCUUUCCCGUGAUGUCACCACAGACAAUGCCUUGUCCCAUCCCGUCAUCCCUAGAAACAAAAAUUUCUUCCUGCAGUGUCACUACGGAGAUAAGUCUCACACUUCUUGAGACUUGUUGACAUCAUCCUGACUGAGCGCCGAGGCCUCUUGCAAUUAUCAUCACGGGAAACAUGUUUCUCUGCCGUGGAGAAGAUGCCGCCGCCUUUCCAUGAUGCCACCACAACAGACAAAGCCAUUUUCCUGGGACACAUUGCAGGGUACCAUGCCCUGCCAAUUUUGUCCUCACUAAAGAUUAGGCCUCCUUUCCACAAUG